GCAACUGCCAAUUCUGAAGCUGGGAAACCCUAAAACCUAAACCCUUUUCCAGUUGCUGUUCUCUGUAGCAGUGCAGCCACAAUGAGAUUGGAGAAGUGUUGGUUUUGUUCCUCAACGGUAUAUCCUGGUCAUGGAAUCCAGUUCGUUCGUAAUGAUGCCAAGAUUUUUCGAUUUUGUAGGUCUAAAUGCCAUAAGAACUUUAAAAUGAAGAGGAACCCUCGUAAGGUCAAAUGGACCAAGGCAUAUCGAAGAGUGCAUGGAAAGGAUAUGACACAGGAUUCAACGUUUGAAUUCGAGAGGAAGCGGAACAAACCUGAGAGAUAUGACAGGAACCUUGCUGAGAAUGUGCUUAAGGCCAUUCCUAAGAUUGAUAAGAUCAGAGUCACCAGAGAGGAGAGACACCAUAAGAAUAGGUCCUUGCUUGAAUCUUCUAUUAUGUAUAUAGUGUGGAUUUGUGGAACUUUGGUAUCAUCCCCACCUCCUCACGAGAAACACGGACGACGGUGUUUCGCCAUAAGAACAAGUCGGAGGCUGCCUCACAAAGACAUUAGACCUCACGUCUAG
Molecule: messenger RNA, 564 nt
Organism: Arachis duranensis
Lineage: Eukaryota; Viridiplantae; Streptophyta; Magnoliopsida; Fabales; Fabaceae
Product: probable ribosome biogenesis protein RLP24
Exons: 4
Coding region: 82-564 (160 amino acids)
Biological process (GO): ribosomal large subunit biogenesis
Cellular component (GO): nucleolus
Source: RefSeq, a predicted model, not a curated record